This is a messenger RNA of Nilaparvata lugens (brown planthopper), 1335 nucleotides long. RefSeq lists its product as uncharacterized. Bases 773 to 1330 code for a protein of 185 amino acids. The transcript is spliced from 4 exons. The record is from RefSeq and is a predicted model, not a curated record. Lineage: Eukaryota; Metazoa; Arthropoda; Insecta; Hemiptera; Delphacidae.
UUACAAAGAAUCGACCACGUUUUUGAUAUUGAUAAAAUUCGAAUAUUAUCUAUUUGAUUUGUAUCUCCAACAAGUUUUGAAAUGUCUGAGGAAGAAGAGGCCUCCAUAUUUUUAUCAAGAGCGGAUUUAAUAAGGAAUUUGCUACAUCAAAAUAGAGUGGUCCCAACCGAACAAGAAAUUGAUAACAGGCCGAUUGUAGUUGAUUCACAAUUAGAAGUUAUAGGUGAUGAUUUAAUGCUGCUUGAUGGAGAAACCUACACAAUCAUGGAAAAUGUUGAAAUACAGGUAAUUAGUCUGUGAUAUUUAGUAGGCUACUCUAUUUUUCCGGCAGAUAUUAAAUCUACUUGCUUUUCAUUCAAAUAGAAAUAAGUUAACUAAGAAUUUAUGUUAUCAACUCUACUAACUCUUGUCGUAAUCUUCAUGAAUCCACUUCCCAAUAUUUUUCCGAGGUUGAUGCCCAGAUGGGCUCCUAGGCCUGUGCGUGGGUAAUGAAAGGGGUUGUGUGAUAAGAGAUAACUCGUACUUUUUAGGAAGUCGGGACCGACGGCUUACCGUCUGCUCUGAAAGACAGGGUGGACGUAUCUAUGUGAUUGUGCUUUGGUCAAAGAAUUGUUCCCCGUCAAGAAUCGAACUUUGGUCCUGUUGUUUACCAGACUGGAGCAUUAUUACUUCCCCCAAAAAGUCACCCAUAUAGUUGAAUUUGAUUUUUUCCAUCAAUUGACUCCAUCCAUUAUUAGGCUACUACUUUAUUUUUGUGUUCAAGUUAUAUGAUAUGGUUUUUAUUCUCCAGGUGACAAACUGCAACCAAGAUUAUUUGUUGACAUACUCAGACGAUGUGGAAAAUGAUAAUGGAGUUGAGUUUGCCAUAGAUAACAGUCCAUUAGUCGCGGAUGUUCCUGCUCAAGAAGUUCAGGAGACAAACUGUGAUCAAACUAUCCAACUAUGUUCAAAAAAGAUGAAUGAUAAUGGAGUUGAGUCUGAUAUUGAUAAAAGCAGAUUGAUGCAAGACGUUGAUGAUCAAGAAGAUGUUUCACCUCAAGGUGAACAAUACCAAACUGGGGCAGACUAUGGCCCUGAUUAUCUUUCAGAGAAUGAGGAGCAGAACAACUAUCAGGAUCAUUCAUCUUCAAGCUCAGACAAUCAAGAUGAUAGCCCAAAUUUGGAUUGUACACCUGAUGAAUUCAACACUACUUCGGAAUUGUCUUUUAUUCAAACUGUUGGAACUACACUGGAGGAGCCAGGUGAGAGUCCUAAAAAGUCAAGGAAAAGAGCCUGUAAUAGGCAGGGAUGGAAAGCUGUUAUUAAAAAAUCAAAAGUGAACAGUAGGUAGCAAUA